Molecule: messenger RNA, 2237 nt
Organism: Pocillopora verrucosa
Lineage: Eukaryota; Metazoa; Cnidaria; Anthozoa; Scleractinia; Pocilloporidae
Product: MYG1 exonuclease-like
Cellular component (GO): cytoplasm; nucleus
Source: RefSeq, a predicted model, not a curated record
ACGAUCCAACGAAGGGGGCGUGUAGGAGGCGUCUCCAGCUCACCAUCCUCCUCACCCUACCCCUGUAAGAAGGCCACGCUUCGUCUCUGAACUCCGUUCUUUGCCGAUCGACUUAUCUCAGUUGACGAGUUUUUACGAAUCACCACGGGUUCCUUCGUGCACGUGUUGUCACGAUCUGUCGGCGGGAAGGUGAGAGGGAUACUCCAUCGAGGAAAUUGUGUGGGUUUCAGUUGGUUAGCAGUCAUGGCUGAGUUAGAACUGAAAAAUGACCUUCCAGAAGCCAAAAAACCCUUAAUUUCACCUAAGAUAGGUACACACAAUGGAACCUUUCACUGCGAUGAAGCCCUUGCUUGCUUUAUGCUGAAACAGCUUCCAGAGUAUAGACAUGCUGACAUUGUACGGACAAGAAAUCCGGAAGAGCUGGCAAAGUGUGAUGUUGUGGUAGAUGUUGGGGGUGUUUAUGAUCCAGAGAAACAUCGAUAUGACCAUCAUCAAAGGAGCUUUACAGAUUGUAUGAACACCCUUCGUCCAAGUAAGCCAUGGGUGACCAAACUUAGCAGUGCUGGGCUGGUUUAUCUUCAUUUUGGACAUCGGGUGGUCUCACAAGUGUUGAAGACUAAAGAAAAUGAUGCUGUGACCAAUGAGAUCUAUGACAAAAUCUACGAAAAGUUCAUUCAGGAAAUUGAUGCUAUUGACAAUGGGAUCAGUCAAAGUGAUGAUGAACCACGUUAUUGCAUCACAACAAACCUGAGCUCUCGUGUAUCACAUCUUAAUCCAUCCUGGAAUGAUCCAAAUCCAAAUGCUGAGCUACAAUUUCAAAAGGCUGUGAAUUUAGUUGGAGAGGAGCUGUUAAAUAGAAUUUGUUACUACAGGGAUGCAUGGCUUCCUGCAAGGAGUUUGGUUGAAGCAGCAAUAAUGAAAAGAAAAGAGGUUGAUCCAAGUGGAGAGAUCAUUGAGCUUCAGGAAAGGGGUUGUCCAUGGAAGGAACACUUGUUUGAAUUAGAGAAGGACUUAAACAUUGAUGUACCAAUAAAAUUUGCCAUAUACACAGACCAAAACAACAACUGGAGGGUGCAGUGUGUUUCCGUGCGUCCUGAUUCCUUUGUUAACAGACUUAGCUUGUUAGAGGAGUGGCGUGGAGUAAGAGAUGAACAGCUCAGUUCACUGAGUGGAAUAAAAGGCUGCAUAUUUGUUCAUGCCAGUGGUUUCAUUGGAGGAAAUGAGACAAGAGAAGGAGCUUUAGAAAUGGCAAGAAAGACUCUACAGCACCGAGACAGUUUUGCAAAUGGAAAGUGUUACUCUGAUUCAGAAUUAAUGCAAGUUGAAAGCAAAGAAAAUUAACUUCAGACUUCCAGAGUGCAUUGUAAAAAUUUGAUGUCAUCUGUGUAAUACUGUGCCAAUAGUGAUGUAUGUGGUGUUAAGAACAUAUCUUGCUGAGGAAAGUGUGAAAACAACCACUUAAAAAAAAUAUGUAUUUGCUAUGGAAUUGUGUGUUUCACUUAAAGAGAAACUUCCAUGAAGUUAGUCUGUGUGGCAGUUUUUAUUUAAAGAAAAAACUUUCUUAUCAACCUACUUCACAUAAAAUGUGUAUGUGAAUUCAUUUUCUUUAUUUAGAAAAAAAAAAAGACUUAGAAAAAUUUAAACUUACCCUUUUCCGCCCUAAGAGUGAUAAAUAUCUAAUUUCUCCCAACAGUAUCACCCAUGAAUCAAACAUUAAGAUAGAGAGAUUAAAGGAAAUGACUGCAAACUACACUUAGCUCUUGAUCAUUAUACAAAUUCUCUUUGUAACUACCACAGGAAAUGUAUAGAUAACAGUAUGGAGAACUUGCUUACUGAUGUUUGGUUGUAAAGAGUUAGAAUGAUAUUUAAAAAGAGGAAUAAGAAAAGCCUUUCUGUGGAACUUAAAACUAAGUAAGUAGUCAAGCGUUGGAUGUUGUCCCUGAGUAGCAUAGUGUUAUAAAGUCAGACAUGUAAAUCAAGCGAGGUCAGCUAUGCUAUGAUAAUUUAGUUUUCUGAGCUUUCACCCAUCUACGGCAUCAUCAGGGAAUGUAGGUGGAGUCUUCGAAGAUUCCAUCUACAUUCCAGCAAAAGCUCGGAAAACUAAAUUAUCAUAGCAUACCUGGCCUCACAUGAUUUACAUGUCUGACUUUCUGAGAAAUUAGUUUUUCAGUUGUUACAAUAUGGUUUGGAAGUAUGUUCAAGGAUAAUGUUUACUUGGAAGUUUUGGUAUCCAAUAA